This is a messenger RNA of Capsicum annuum, 303 nucleotides long. Its product is annotated as shematrin-like protein 2. Bases 1 to 303 code for a protein of 100 amino acids. The transcript has a single exon. NCBI's taxonomy places the organism in Eukaryota, Viridiplantae, Streptophyta, Magnoliopsida, Solanales, Solanaceae. The record is from RefSeq and is a predicted model, not a curated record.
AUGGUGUUUUUUGUGUUUUUGGUGGUUGUCGUUGCUAGUGUUAGUAUUGGUAUUGGUGGUCUUGUUAGUGGUGUCAGUGGUCUUGGUGUUGGUAUUGAUAUUGGUGGCAUUGGUGGUGGCGAUCUUGGUGGCCUUGGUGCAGGUAUUAGUGGUAUUGGUAGUCUUGGUGGUGGUGUUGGUAUUGGUAUUGGUGGCAUUGGUGGUAGUUUUGGUGGUGGUACUAGUGGUCUUGGUAGCAUUGGUGGUGGUGGUCGUGGUGGUCUAUCUUUUACAACUGGUGGACCAUCUUUUGGGAGAUAUUAA